Cloeon dipterum is the source of this 635-nucleotide messenger RNA. It is a transcript of the gene Taf13, whose product is annotated as TATA-box binding protein associated factor 13. The transcript is spliced from 3 exons. Lineage: Eukaryota; Metazoa; Arthropoda; Insecta; Ephemeroptera; Baetidae. The record is from RefSeq and is a predicted model, not a curated record. Gene Ontology annotation, biological process: transcription by RNA polymerase II. Gene Ontology annotation, cellular component: transcription factor TFIID complex. The coding region runs from base 135 to 500 and encodes 121 amino acids. Gene Ontology annotation, molecular function: protein heterodimerization activity.
AUGAGCUAGAAAAGUAAACAAAACAUCACUCAAGUUAGUGAUUGAUAUUACGCAUAUUUAGGAAAAUAUCGCUUGAAUAUUUGAAAUUUUACUCGUUCAAGCUUGGUCCCUCUACCGCUCUACCAUUCAAAAGCAUGGCCACAGUAGAAGAUGAGCAGUAUGAAGACGAAGAAACUGAAAUUCCGUUGGGAACUGGCAGUGGCCGGAAAAGACUCUUUUCAAAAGAACUCCGGUGCAUGAUGUAUGGCUUUGGAGAUGACCAAAAUCCAUACACAGAAAGUGUUGAUCUCUUGGAAGACUUGGUCAUCGAAUACAUUACUGAAAUGACACACAAAGCGAUGGAAAUUGGUCGAACAGGACGUGUUCAGGUGGAGGACAUGGUGUUCCUCGUAAGGAAGGACGCGAGAAAGUACGCCAGGGUGAAAGAUUUGCUCACAAUGAAUGAAGAAUUGAAGAAGGCCAGAAAAGCUUUUGACGAAGUUAAAUAUGCCGGAGUGUAGUGAGAUGGGUUCAUUGAUUGUGAGACGACAAACUAUCAGUGAUUUUAAUUUGAUGCUUAAUUUUUGCGAGUGCAAAACAGCGUGUAAAAUUAUCUGGAAUUCCAAAAAUAUAAUUAUAAAUUAUGGUGGAAAACU